Molecule: messenger RNA, 1964 nt
Organism: Peromyscus leucopus (white-footed mouse)
Lineage: Eukaryota; Metazoa; Chordata; Mammalia; Rodentia; Cricetidae
Gene: Stn1
Product: STN1 subunit of CST complex
Exons: 9
Coding region: 731-1846 (371 amino acids)
Biological process (GO): double-strand break repair via homologous recombination; DNA replication; nucleotide-excision repair
Cellular component (GO): DNA replication factor A complex; site of double-strand break; chromosome, telomeric region
Molecular function (GO): single-stranded telomeric DNA binding
Source: RefSeq, a predicted model, not a curated record
UGGUAGCUAGGCGUCCGUGGCGGGAAGGAAAUGCGCCGGCUGGAGUAUGCUACGUCCGCAGCUCCCUCCUCCUCGCUACCGGAACUGUGGCAGCAAUCUUAGCUAACUGCUCAGUUUUUGUUUCUUUUUCCUUUCCUCCGCUCUUCCCGGAAGGUGAAAGGUCGAAUCGUGGAUAGACUCACCUCCAGGGCCGUCAUUGUUCUCCGGAUUCAUUUGUUAAAGCUCUUUUUGGGGUACGCCUGUGUGGAUGGUUAUCCCCAAAAUGAAGAGUGAGUGCUUAGGCUCUGGGUUGUAGCUCAGUGGUAGAGGGCGCUUGCCUAGCUUGCACGAAGCCCUGCAUUCAAUCCCCAGCACUGCAUAAACCAGGCGUGUCUGUACAUGCCUGUAAUCCCAGUACUGGAGGAGGAGGCUGGAAGAGCAAUAGUUCAAGAUCAUCUUCAACUACAUAGCUUACGGCCAGCCUGGACUACCCGAGACACUGGAAAGAAACUGGUUUUAAACUGUUUCUGAGUUGGUAUUUCGUGGGAAGGAGCCUCACAGAAGGCCUCUUUUUCCACCUGCAACGCAUAGAGCUUGACGGAAUCCUGAAACCCUGUUUUACCCUCCUAAGACUUCUGGAUGACCCUCACCCACAUUAAACACCCUGAAAACUUAUUUUUAUGUCUCUUAUAGAGCCUUGGCUCUGAAGCGAGCUUCUCGGGGUUAGCGGGUGCCGCAACACAGCCUCUUAAUGCAGUGUGAAUCCAGUCCAAGGGAAGAGGAGAUCCCGUCCCUCUUUUGGGGUUUGGAUCCUGUGUUUCUAGCCUUUGCAAAACUCUACAUCAGGGAUAUCCUGGAGAUGAAGGAGUCCCACCAAAUAUCAGGUAUAUAUCUUUACAACGGGCACCCAAUAAGGCGAGUGGAUAUCAUGGGAACUGUCAUUAGCGUGAGAGAAAAGGAUGCUUUCUACAGCUAUGGAGUGGAUGAUGCCACUGGGGUUAUCAACUGCACCUGCUGGAAAAAGGGGAGCAAUACUGAGUCUUCGCCAGACCCCGCUGCUCCAAGCACUGCAAGAGAGCUAAGCGUGACCUCACAGCUUAAGAAAUUGCAGGAGACCAUUGAGCAGAAAACCAAGAUAGAAAUUGGGGACGUUAUCCGCGUCAGAGGCUACGUGCACAUGUUCAGAGAAGAGCGAGAAAUCCGUGCCUCCAUGUAUUACAAGGUGGACGAUCCAGUGUGGAGCAUUCAAAUUGCAAGGAUGCUUGAGCUGCCCGCGCUCUAUGAGAGAGUAUAUGACCAGCCGUUCCGCAGCCCAGCCCUGAAGGACAAAGAGGCACCGAGCAAUACAGACACUUUGGAUCUCGCCGGCCUCACCUCUUUGUUGAGUGAGAAAAUCAAAGAAUUCCUCCAGGAUAAGAAAGUGCAGACCUUCUACCAGCAGGAACUGGAAAUGGUGGAGUCUUUGCAGUCUCUGGCCAGCCAGCCUGUGCUUCACAGCGCCUGCUCAGACCAGGUGGAAUCCAAGAACAGCACCACUUCCGACACAGUUCACAGUGUGUUUAAGAAUGCUAUACAGCUGCUGCGGGAAAAGGGACUCCUGUUCCAGAAAGAUGGUGGCGGUGAUAAGCUGUACUACGUGACCAACAAGAACAAAGAACUGCACCAAAAGAUCUACCAGAUCAUCAAGGAAGAGUGCCAGAAACCAACCCAUGUGGAGAAGGGCUGCCACGUGAUGCACAUCCUGAGCUGCGUGCGCCUGAACCUCCGCUGGGACCUGAACAAGGCUGUGCUGCAGCAGGUGCUGGAGUUCCUGGAGGACCAGAGUGACAUCGUGAGCACUGGCGCUCACUACUAUACUGCCUUCUGAGCAGAACUGCGGACCAAAGCCAGACCGCUUUACCCAGGUUCUACUCACCGGCACUGUACAGGGACUUACGUGUAUAUAUUUAACCUCAUAAUAAAUUCUAUUGUAGUCACUGGGAAAA